AGAAUGUUUAUGAUUACUUACACACAUAUAUACAAGAAUACAACAUUAGAAUAGGUUUACAUGUAUUUCUAUACAAAAAUGGCGCUUUAUAUUUUGCGCACGUGUGGAAUGGUGCAGAAGUAGAUUAUAUUUUUAUGUUAAAAAAAUUAACACAAAAAAUAUAAAAUGAUGACUUCCUCAUUAUUUAUUAAUAAAAAUAUUGUAAGACAAUGUUUUCGUUGUAUGAGCACAAUGAAAAAACAGUCAUCCGCUGAAUAUUGUUUGGAAUUGGUUAGAAAAAGAGAUUAUGAGAAUUUUUUAUGCACGUUACUACUUCCUAAUAAUAUAAAAGCUGCAGGUUCUGCGAUUCGUGCUUUUAACGUUGAAAUAGCACAAGUUGAAGACCAAAUAAGUAUAAAACAUAUAGGAAUAAUGAGAUUACAAUUUUGGAAAGAAACGCUGAAUAGGAUAUAUGAUGGUAUGCCAUCAGAAACACCAGUUGCUUUAGAAUUACAUAGGAUAUUACAAAAACACAAACUUUCAAAAAGAUAUUUUAAACGUCUAAUUGAUGCUCGGUUAGAUAAAUUAGAAAAAUCUACAUUUCCUAAUAUACAAGCAGUUGAAAAUUAUGCUGAAAGUACUGUUUCAUCAAUUUAUUACUUAUUAUUGGAAGCACAUGGUACAAAAAAUAUAAAGGCAGAUCAUACAGCUAGUCAUUUGGGCAAAGCACAAGGAAUUGUUACUUUAUUGCGCUCCAUUCCAUAUCAUGCUCAAAAACGUGUUAUUGUUUUACCAGAAGAUAUUUUAAUGAAACACAAUAUAUCAUCCGAAUCAGUAUUACGAAAUGUAAAAAAUACAGCCCUGAAUGAUGUAAUAUUUGAAGUAGCAUCUUGUGCCAAACAACAUAUAGAAGAGGCAAUCUCACUUAAUACUUUGCAGGAAAGCAAAUCAAUAUUUUUACCAAUAAUUUGUAUAGAAAAUUAUUUAGAAGAAUUAAGGAAAACAGAUUUUGAUAUUUUUCAUCCAAGACUUGAAAGAAGAAAUGGUUUCUUACCAUUGCAACUUUUAUGGAGAAAGAUAACUGAUAAAUUUAGUAAAUAAAAUUUUAAAUAUAUAGGGAUUAUUUUCUUCUAGUAGACAAUAUUAAAAGUGGAUAGAAAUAAUGAGAUAAAAAAAAAUUUUGUUUUUUAAAAUCCGCCACUCUGAUGUAUUUAAUGUAUUAUAUGUAAAUGAGAAUUAGAUAUUAAAGUCAUAUUGACAAUAUUGCAUAAGUAGCGAUUCCUAGCGGUAACAAUCAAAAUCAAAGCAUCAAUAUAACAUUUAGCCCUAUCAACUUUCCUGAACUUAACCUGGUUAAUGUUCUAAAACUGUGUAAACCCGUCAUGGUCAUAUGAUAGAAGAAGAAAAAGAGAUAAAUAUAAAAUAACAAGAGGUAAAGACUACUUACUAAGAGGAUACAAGAAAGAAAAAUCUUCGGAUGUGAUUAACAAUUGGAAUAAACAUUAAUAUUGAAAAAAUUAAUAUUGAAAUGAAUCAAA
Vespa mandarinia (Asian giant hornet) is the source of this 1517-nucleotide messenger RNA. RefSeq names its product NADH dehydrogenase (ubiquinone) complex I, assembly factor 6 homolog sicily (gene sicily). The record is from RefSeq and is a predicted model, not a curated record. Gene Ontology annotation, biological process: mitochondrial respiratory chain complex I assembly; biosynthetic process. Gene Ontology annotation, cellular component: mitochondrion. NCBI's taxonomy places the organism in Eukaryota, Metazoa, Arthropoda, Insecta, Hymenoptera, Vespidae.